CCGAAAUGCGCCCCCAACCCCUUGCGCACCCCGAAAUCGGUGACAGACCCUUUGCUCUUACGCGGAAAAAGAAAACCCUUUGCUCUCCGAAUUCAAACAAAGCUCCAUGGAAAUGCAGAGAAAAAUCACGGCUAGAGAAGACCGACUUAGUAAUUUGCCCGAUGAAAUUCUAAUUCACAUCCUCUCUAUGUUGCCGAGGUGGCACAAUAAAGAAGUUGUGAGAAGCAGCGUAUUAUCUAGACGGUGGAGAUUUCUUUGGAAGUCCGUCCCAAUAUCACUCGAUUUCGACUUCCCCAUUCGUGAAAGCGAAAAUGACAAUCUCCUUUACCUGGCUUCCAUUCAUAGAGAGCUUUAUUAUUGGAGGAAUUGCGAGAAAAUACAGAAAUUCAGGGUCUGGCGCCUUAGGUACGAGGAUCGUUUUGCUAAAGAUAUUGAUUUAUGGGUACAUUUUGCAAUUAAAGUUGCUAAUGUUGAAAGUUUUGCACUUGGAAUUAUCGAUACAAAUCACCAAAGAUAUGAGUUCCCUCAAUUUGCAUAUAAAAAUGCAUCGUUGAGUUAUUUGGCUUUAUGGUACUGCCAACUCAACCCUACUGGUAGUGUUAAUUGGAGUAAUCUCGUUUCUCUUUCACUUGGGUCUUUGCCUUUGACUGAUGGUGUAAUGGAAAAGGUAUUAUCUGGUUGCCCUAACUUGGAAUGCUUGGAACUGGAUAGUGUUUCGGGCAUUCAUCGUUUGGAAAUCAGCUCUGUGAAGCUGACAAAAUUGACCAUACGCAAUUACCUAAGUGAGAAUCCUGACCUUUGGCUCGAAAUAUUAGCUCCGUAUAUUCAAAAUUUGCAACUUUCUGGGUAUUGCAUUAACAUAUGUAUCCGACAGAGAAAUGUGGCUUCACUUGUCACUGCAGCCCUUCAUUUAAUUUUUGAUUUUGGGAAUCACGACUUGGAGAAGGAGGGUAGCUAUUUGAAGGAACUUCUUCACGGUAUUGCCCAUGUCGAGAAUCUUGAAUUGGGUCCAUGGUGCAUCGAGUUCCUGUCCGUACUGGAGUUGAAAGGGUGGCAGCCUCCACCAUCAAACUGGAAAUUCUUAGAACUUCCAGCCUUACAACAGUUGGACUUACCUGGACUUUGCAGCUUUCUCCCGUGUUCAUUGGAUCUUGAGGCAUUGGUCAUUGACUGGAGAUACAAUGAUGAAGAAAGAGACCUACUGUCAAGGUACACAAAUGAGGAUGAACAGAUCAGGAGGUUUGAAACACGUAAUUUUAACUGCUCAUUUCCAAAUUUGAAGACCAUCGAGAUCAUUAACUUUCAUGGACCACUAAGUGAAAAUAAGUCGCUGCUGCCAUUGGUAAAAUAUUUUCUCAAGCAUGCAACUGUGCUUGAAAAGUUCGUCAUUGACGCCAUAUUCAAAGAGAGUGAUAUGCUGGAUCAUUUCGAAAUGACACAGGAGUUACUAAGCUUUCCAAGAUCCUCUCCGCAGGCUUCUGUUGUCUUUUCUUAUCGAUAAUCUUUUGCCCCUCUCGUUUGUAUUGAUUGCAAUAUACUUAAUAGCUGUUACUUUAUGUCUGAAACUGACACGAGUGGGUUGCUCUAGUGGUGAGCACCCUCCACUUUCAACCAAGAGGUUGUGAGUUCGAGUCAUUCCAAAAGCAUGGUGGGGAGUUGUUGGAGCGGGAGAUGCCGAGGGUCUAUCGGAAACAACCUCCCUACCCCAGGGUAGUGGUAAGGUUUGCGUACACACUACCCUCCUCAGACCCUACUAGUGAGAUUAUACUGGAUUGUUGUUGUACUUUAUGUUUGAAACUGGUUAUGUAGCUGAUAAACAAGGUUAGGAUUGUACUUUUCAGUGUCCAAGGAGUUGUUGAUAUUUCUUCAGUCUAAGUAACAGCAUGUUUAUUCUCUAAUCAUCAUGUAAGGGAGCCUUCUCUAAUUGUUUUGGGAUUUCUAUUCUUAUUGCAGAAUCCUCAUCUUUUUUUUAUACAAUUAAAAUUAAGUUGAAAAA
Molecule: messenger RNA, 1996 nt
Organism: Nicotiana tabacum (common tobacco)
Lineage: Eukaryota; Viridiplantae; Streptophyta; Magnoliopsida; Solanales; Solanaceae
Product: F-box protein At5g03100
Molecular function (GO): protein binding
Source: RefSeq, a predicted model, not a curated record